CGCCGCGGCGCGCGGCACCCGAAAAAAAAGAACCGCGAAAGCGCGCGCGCGAACUUCACCUGUCAAAAUAAGCGGGAAACGCCAUUUAGGAAAUUAGUUUUUUUUCGUGUACCAAACUUUUGUUAAGAGUUCAUAAAGAGCUAUUAAAACUUUUCGUUAUUUCUAAGUAAAGUUAUAUUAGUUGAAAGAGUUUUAAAUGAAAUAUAAGAAAGGAACUGAAAAAAAAGUUUUCAAUAAAUUAAAUAAUUAUAAACCAAAAUUAAGUACAUAAAAAAAAUAAAUUAAACAAAAAUAACAAUGAGUUACAGUGCCAUUUACGAAAACUACACGAGCCGCUACAAAGAGUUUGAACUGGGAAAGUCGUUGGCGCGCGAAAAAGUUCCGGACGAGUGUUGCCAAGUGAAAAACGAGACUAAAACCUCUGAAAUACAGAACGAAGACAAUAUUGAAGAGGAACAUGUUCAGCACGUGUUAGGGCCUAGCAGGAGAUGCCUUGCUUGGGCUUGUAAAGCUUGUAAGCGGAAAACGGCGGCUGUUGAUCGACGAAAAGCUGCCACGCUGAGGGAACGACGAAGACUGAGAAAAGUGAACGCAGCCUUCGAGGAGUUAAGGAUUAGAGCGCGCGCCGGCAGCGGCAGGCUGCCCAAACUGGAGAUCCUGCGCGCCGCCAUACAACACAUUGAGAGGCUGCAGGCGGCGCUGAGAGCAGCCGCUGCCUUGGAGUCUGAAAGCUGCAAAGGAUACAUCGAGCCGCCCGCAGUCGUUUCCAGAGAUCGCGACAGCGUUGAAAUCAAAGCGUCAAAGGAAAAACCGUUCAUGUCCAACGAAUCCAGCAGUUGCGGCGUGAAUAGUCUAGCAAGAUUGCGAUGUAUCGUGCAAGCACUGUCAGUGCGAGACCGUAACACGUGACACAAAACAAAAGCAAAACCAAAAUUGGCGGGAACUUUUUCGUCAACUCGACCCGUUUUGGCGCGUAAACAGGCCAAGAUUACCCUACCUAUUUGCAUAGUUUUAAAAAGCCAAUGGAUCCCAUGGCUUUUGUUUUUGCGUUCAAACGUCUUUUCUGUAAAUAGUUGAUUAUAUUUUAGAUAAUAGUUGGUGACGAUUCUAACAUGAUUCUUAAAACUUAAAACUAAAUUUAACAUCAGUCUCUCCUUUUUAUUCUGUAUAGAGAAUAACAAGGAUACACUGUUAUCAAAUUUAUGUUUAGGUUUAGAGAACCGUGCGGGAAUAGAGACCAUUUUCUUGAGAUAAUGAUGUGAAGAAACUGUACUCAUAAUUUUAUAAUAUUUUUUAUGUUCGAUCUAUUGUUUAAAAUUAAAACAGUUGAACCAUUGACUGUUUAAAGGAAUUCAUAGCGGUAAACUUCUUAGGCCAAACCUAAGACAAAUGAACUUACACAGAAUACUUUUUUAUAUGUAAAAUUGCUUCUGCGCAGGCUUUUUUGUCUUUGGCCGUUUUCCAAGAAAUUUGCCAGAGAAUAUUGGCGGCGUGUAUAAAUACAGCUAGCACUUAACUAAAUUUUAUACAUAAAUUGAAAAAUAUUAAGAACUAUUAUUUAUAUAUCACUACGGGACAUUGGCGAAAUUUCUGUGUAAAACGGAAACAGUCACAGAAUAAAGAAAAAGAAUUUAUAUUUAAAUAAGUUUGCUAGAUAUUUUUCCUGUUUUUAAUUGAUUGAUUGAUUGAUUGACUAUGUUUAAGAGAAUAAAUAAAUAUAUCAGAGGCUCUUAUUUAAAUUUAAAAAUAGUAUUAUAAAAAAAAUCUAAUUUUCGGAGGCGGGUUUUAUAUAUUGUUGUUCAAACCGCCCAAAAAACGCUUCCUUAGAAUGCAUGUAUUUUUUAGGCAAGCAUGUGUUCUUUAUGUGCAAUAAUUACUAAUUUGUUAAUAAGAUUAGAAGUUUUCACUUAUCUACUUAGAUAUGUACAUUUUUUACGCUCAAAUUUUUGCUCAAGUUUUUAUGUGCAGAUGGAAUUUAUACCAACGAUACAUAAUAUUGAAAAAUAUUUAGACACAAGAAACUCUAGGUAGGUAAUAAUCUAAU
This is a messenger RNA of Chilo suppressalis (striped riceborer), 2044 nucleotides long. The record is from the annotation of a GenBank genome assembly. Lineage: Eukaryota; Metazoa; Arthropoda; Insecta; Lepidoptera; Crambidae.